UGGCACUGCUGAAGAUGACUGACUGAUCCAGCUGGCCUCACAUGAUGACGCUGCAUUCUCCCUGACACUCAUCAUGACUCAUCACUUCCUCCCACCCAGAGUCCCAGCGCGGGAAGAGUGAGAGCUGACUCGUGAGAGGGAAUCAGCGUGAGGUGAUGCAAGGAGGAAAGAAGCAGCAAGACUAGGCUGGUCACGAUCUGGAGAUGCCAAACCCCCAGUGCGCAUGCUCCCUGCAUCUUUUCUGGUCCUCUGAGCCCCACGGGGAUGCAGUGACGUCACAACCCAGCCCUCCAGCCUCCUCCUAAAUGCUGAGCUGCUGAAGCUAAGAGGGAGAUAGCACAUGAGGAUGGAGUGAAUCGGAUCAGGCAACAGUCCUUCCCCCCUUCAUUCAACCACCCACUCACCCAGCCAGCCAUCCAGCUCUCUCUCUGUUUCUUGUUAGCAUCCAGCCAGGAUAGCGCAGGAGCAGGACACACAGCCAGCCAUGCAGACAUCUGUGGAGUUAAAGAGGUCCAUCUCUGCCACUGGGGAGACAGACAGGCCAAUGAAGAGCUAUGGGGCAGUGGAGGCGACUGACUGGAAAACAGGACUGGGUAAAAAUCAACUGGAUAUUGUGUCAAUGGCUGAAACCACAAUGAGUCCUGGAGAGAUUGAGAUGGAAAUGACCAAAAUCCAGCGGCUUCGAGAAGUCUUGGUGAGGAGAGAAUCAGAACUCAGAUUCAUGAUUGACGAUAUUCAGUUGUGCAAAGAAAUCAUGAACUUGAAACAAGAACUGCAGACGUUAGUAGACAUGCCAGAAAAAGAGAAGACAAAUCAACAGAAGAAAAGAGAAGACGAGCUGAUACAAAAGAUUCAGAAGCUGGUGCAGAAAAGAGAUUUUCUGGUAGACGAUGCAGAGGUGGAGAGAUUAAGGGAAAAAGAAGAAGAUAAGGAAAUUGCAGAUUUCCUCCGCAUCAAAUUGAAACCUCUUGACAAAGUCGCAAAGCAGGUUUCCACUCCCGUACCGGAGAAAAUAAAAGAACUCCCACCUUCCAAACCUUCCCUUACAAAAACAGGCAUGGCGGUCCUCAAAGACUGUUGUGGAACAACCCAAUGCAGCGUUAUGUAG
Molecule: messenger RNA, 1108 nt
Organism: Bombina bombina (fire-bellied toad)
Lineage: Eukaryota; Metazoa; Chordata; Amphibia; Anura; Bombinatoridae
Gene: BMERB1
Product: bMERB domain containing 1
Exons: 7
Coding region: 485-1108 (207 amino acids)
Biological process (GO): negative regulation of microtubule depolymerization
Cellular component (GO): microtubule cytoskeleton
Source: RefSeq, a predicted model, not a curated record